Fopius arisanus is the source of this 1014-nucleotide messenger RNA. Its product is annotated as lachesin. The record is from RefSeq and is a predicted model, not a curated record. Gene Ontology annotation, biological process: synapse organization. Gene Ontology annotation, cellular component: neuron projection membrane. Lineage: Eukaryota; Metazoa; Arthropoda; Insecta; Hymenoptera; Braconidae.
UACAGCGUUACCCGGACAGGAAGUGUCGACUCCUAGUGCUUUAUCUCGUGGAAUUUCAAGUGCAAUUCACCAAUGAAAAGUACAACAACGCCCUGAGGAAAACCCGAGAGAUCAUUGUCAGUAAUAAUUUCCUACUGUUGUCGUUGAGUGAAAAAAUUUCAGCGCAAAUACCCGAGAAUUUUUAUAUUUUAUGAGUGAGUCGUGACAACCCGGGGGAUUUCAACUUUAAAAUAAAAUUUCUCCCCGUUUUUUUUGGAAAGCCAGGGGUGGGGGGAAGAAGGCUUUUUACUCAACCAAAAUGAAGAAAAAUAAACGAGAUGGGGAGGUUGAUCUGACGGCAGCGGAAAAACUAUUGAGUUGGUGAAUGACAAAAGACUGAAAGAAGAAAAAAAGACUAGAGGAAGGAGACGAGAAAAAAAAAACGAUAAAAUGCGGAUUUUAGUCGUUUCACUGCUUCUGAACGUUGCCAUGCAGACCAAAUACACGUCGACGUACGUUGAAGCAGAGAUGAUUCAUCAGAGUCGAAGUGGUGUUAACAACGCUGUGAAUAAUCCUGAUUUCUCUACUAUCAAGGCCCCAAUUAUGAAUUUUGGGACUGAUAAUUCUACCAGAAUUCUUGCACAAUCAGGAUCCACUGCUCUCCUACCCUGCAUCGUCCACAGCAUCGGAGAGGGAACAGUCACUUGGAUCAGGAGAAAGAGUAUACAACAUCAAUUACUAACCGUCGGUCUGACAACGUACGCCAGCGACGGUCGUUUCCAGGCUAUCCACUUUCAUCAUAGUGAGGAUUGGACCCUUCAAAUAAAGUACGUUCAACCAAGGGACGCUGGUAUGUACGAGUGCCAAGUUUCUACACAUCCACCCACGAGUAUAUUUCUGUUUCUCGAGGUCGUUGUACAUUUUUUUAAAGUAUUACUGAUUAUUCAAAUGUGUGUAAAUAUUGAUACAAUCGAUGGGUGAACUGUACAUAAUCCCAUGCACGUGUAUACUAUGAAUAAAUGAUAAUCUACUUCA